GAAUUUUUCUAAAACAAAACCGUUGUCUUUAAGGGUGUAAACCAUUUUUGAUGUCGUCCCGAGCUUUGCUAAAGCAUCCGCUCCGGGAUCGCUUUAAAUUAGUGGCUAACUACGUGUCUUAAAUGUUUUCGAUGUGCUUUAUACGUAAUAAGUAAAACCUGACUGUAAAUUGCUACGGUAGAAUCCAUACACAUAUAUAGAUAUAUAUUUUGAAUAAGCGUGACAUAUAACGAACGAGCCAAUAACAGAUCCUGUAUAUAUAUUUUCUUAUUUGUUGUUUACGACGAUGCCAGAGAUCGGCAAUAGACUUGAGUUGAAAUUUUUUAAGAGGAGAACGCAAAAUGAGAAGAAGACCGUCGCGAAGUCUCCAGAAAAAGCGGUCAAGCACCCAAAGAGUCCAGUGAACAGGGUUAAAAUCGCACCACCCUAUGCCUACGUCGAGGAAUUAGUGGUAAGCUCCCCCAACGAACGAAACUGGAGGGGGAUAUUUAUAGCUCUCCUGGUGAUUGUCGCGGUCUUGGGACUCAUAGUAUUCAGUAUAGUACUGGUGUCGCCGCCCGAAGAGUGUCCCAGGACCAAAGGCGCCAAACCCACGCUAGAAGAUAUUUUUAUAAAGCUUCCGCCGCCAGCCAGGUUUAAUGGCACGUGGAUGUCAGAUUCCGAAUUCGUAUUUAAGGAUCAAUACGGCGGAAUAUCACUGUUCGACGCGGAGAACCUUACCACAAGUAUUAUUAUGACAAAUAUUACCAUUAGACAAUAUGAAGUUGUUGAUUUUAAAGUUUCCAACGAUUUAAAGUUUAUCCUACUUAUAAGCGAUAUCGUUAAGAUUUAUGAAUAUACCACUUUGGCCAAGUAUCAUACGUACGACAUAGCUACGAGGAUACGAAAACCUUUGUCCCCCAAAGAGCUGGACGAGGAGGCUCCUUACUUACAAUAUGCUACGUGGUCCCAUGACGGGACCGCCAUCGCAUUCGUUUACAAUAACGACAUCUACUACAAACCGAAAGUGGAAAAAGAUUUGGUUUGUCGUAUUACGAGCACGGGAAAACCCAACGUCAUAUUUAACGGUGUACCUGAUUGGCUUUACGAAAACGAAAUACUGAAAACGUCACACACUCUUUGGUUCUCAGCUGACAACCUCUAUCUUCUCUACGUGUCCUUUAAUGAUACCAACGUGGGGGAAUACAACUAUCCUUGGUACGAGAGCGGGAAAUACGAGGCGAUUUAUCCACAAGUCAGGAGCUUCAGAUAUCCCAGAGUAGAGACUCCCAAUCCGGAAGCCAGUGUUUGGAUCGUAAACCUAACAAUGCCGAAAUAUUUGUUUCCGUUCGAGCUAAAACCGACGAACAGCGUAGAGACGGGUAGCUACGUCACAAGCGCGAGUUUCCACGGGGACCAUAACGUCGCCAUCAUUUGGUUGAAUAGACCCCAGAAUACGUUCGUCAUCGUAACCUGUCGAAAUCAGAACAACUACAACUGUACUGACUUUCAUGUAGAAAAGGAACAUAUCGGAUGGACUGAGCCGGUUUUCCAUCCCGUUUUUAAUGAAAACGGAACCAGGGCCUUAGUUCGAUUGCCGGUAAAGGACGGUGACAACGGGCACUAUAUGCACGCUUGCGAGGUGGAAAACGGCAAAGUAAGGCCACUCACACACGGAGCGUUCGAACUAAUCCGUAUUCUCGCAUGGGACGAAGAAAACUCUUUUAUCUACGCCUUGGGCACAAUCGAAAACUCUCCUGGCUACCGGCAUCUGAUCAAGAUCGUCGACAAGGACGCAUAUCCUGAAUGGUCAUGCGUGACGUGCAAUCCUGAGGCCGUGGUCCCUCACAAUACCACGGCCGACAUGAUGAUUUCCAAUGACACCGCGUCGAACGACACCUUAUGGUCAAACUACCCCUGCGACUACAACAAUGUGAUAUUCAGCAAAAGCUUCAACUAUUUCAUACAGGAAUGUUUGGGACCAGAAAUACCCAUAGUUAUACUAGUGAAAACUAUAACAAACACCCGUCAACUUGUACUAGAUACGAGCCACAAGUUAAGGAGAAAGGCGAGGAAGCUUUCUGUCCCCAGGGAGAAAACCAUCUCGGUGGAAAUCGAGUUUGGAUACAAGGCGCAAGUAAAAUUAUAUCUGCCCGGAGUUUUGAGGGAGUACGAGGAUGUCACCUUUCCCCUUAUUCUAUUAGUAGACGCCUCACCUUCGUCACAGACAGUCUCGUCUAAGUGGGAACUGUCCUGGCAGUGGUAUCUGGCCAGCUCGCGAAACUAUAUAGUUGCCAAGAUCGACGCCAGAGGAUCCGGGUAUCAAGGGGUCAAGAUGCGAAGAGAGAUCCAGCGCAGGAUCGGCCUGAUAGAAAUCCAAGAUCAGCUCGCUGUGCUGACUUACCUACGCGACACCUUCAAGUAUAUCGAUAGGGAGAAAAUCUGCACAGUUGGGAAAGGCUACGGCGGCUACGUGUCAGCGAUGAUGCUCCUACAGGAUUUUCACCAAGUGAUCAAUUGCUCGGUUAGCAUUUCGCCGAUCACGAAUUGGAAAUACUAUAACUCGUUCUUUGCCGAGAAGUACCUGGGGAUGCCAUCGAAGCACCCGCUAGAGUACGAGAACGCAGACCUGACGAUGAAAACUGCCAAUCUCAACGAACGCAACUUCCUGCUGAUAUACGGUACGGCCGAUACUCGUGUCACUUCGCAACACGCUAUCGCGUUUGCAAAAGCGCUCGUCGAUCAAGACGUGCUUUUCCAACACAUGGCAUAUCCGGACGAAUCGUACGACUUCGGGAGGAAGGCGCUUCUGCACAUGCACAAGGAGAUCGACCUGUUUUUUAACGAAUCCUUCGGGCCGAUCAUAGACGAAUGGAUCGACGAUUCCGGCUUUUUCAUUUAAUGCCGGCUUUACUACUCGUAAACGGACCUCCUAGCUCACGAUAGAAUUAAGAUUGCGUUUUCGUGUAGGUUUUAUAUCCGAUUUGUCCGUUUGUACUGUGUUUUGUACAAAAUCGUAACGUAGUGGUUACUACCUAGAAAAAAAAAUAGGUUACGAAUAUCUUAAAAGGCCACGUUCGUUCCUUUUGCAAGUUUUAUUGCUAAGUUUUAACCAUAUAGCUAUUAGACAAUAUACAGGGAAAAUCGGGAAAUUCGUUGACCUGUUAUGGGAAAACUAAAUUAUUGAUAUAAAAUGUUAAAUAAUAAUAAUACAUAGUGUUCCAUUUAAAAUUUCGAAAAUAUGUUAGUCCUAUAUUGCCCCCACCACCAUUAGUUUAAUUCCAAAUUUGUAAAUUUUUGCUGCUUAUAUUUUUCCCGGUAUAGUCCGCGCUUAGCUCUUUUUUUUUAAUGCGAUUUGGGCGUAUGUUGAGAAAAUUGUGCUGAAAAAUUCCACAGACAAACUGAAAACUGUGGAAUUCACGAACUGCCAGUGGUCAUUUUGAACACCCGUCUUAUUGAAUGUUCCUCAACUUUUCUUUUAUGAGCACAUGUUAUCAGUAUAGGCAAGGCCUCCAUAUAUCUAGUAGCUAUAUAGUUUUAGCAGGUUAACCGUCGGUGCAAUACUAUCAUCAACAAUUAUUUGAAAGUUUAUCUCAACAAUUGAUUAAAAAAAUUUCGUAUGUAGUACUUAUAAUUUAACAAUAAGAUCUUGAAUCAACUUACUUCAGAUUUUUGAGUUGUGAUAUUAAGAAUGUGACUGCAAAUCCCAGAAGAUUUUUUUUUAAAUGUAUUCUUUUUUCUUUAAUAAAAAAAAAUAUUUUAAACCCGAACAAGGCAACAUCAUAAAUUUACAAAAUAUUAUCAAACUUAUGUAUUCGAGUAGCAAAGAGCCUUCUUAUGUUAUGGUUUCAAUUGCCUUUGUGUUAUUUUGUUUUUUUAUAUAUAAAAAUAACCACUUUCUGUCUAGUUUACAAUACGUUAACAGCAUAUUUUUUGAGAAAAAUAAUUCCACUCCGCUGUGUGUUCAAUCAAAAAAUAAUAAUAAAAAAGCUCCAGGGUGUUAAAAGGUUAAGAAUUUAAAUUAGAUGUUAGGUAAAACCAGUGAAAUUUUCUUGACCGUGCUUUUGUAUCGCUAAUUAUUGCAAAUUUAUUAUUUUUUACCUAAAAAUUUAAUUUUUAAUUCAUAACCACCGCGCAAUGCAUCCUUUACUGAAAACUUAGAAAAUACUGCCAGACUAUUGUUUCUCGUCUCAAAAAAAAAAAUAGAGUAUCAAUUUUCAGGUUAUUUACGUUGAACAGAUUCCAAAAUCUUUUGGAAUAAACUAAACAUAACUUAAUCGAAUUAUUUUGGCGCCAAAAAAUAUACUGUUAACGUACCGCAUGACCUACUCUUCACCAAAACAUUUGUUUUAAUUGUGUAAUGGAGCUGAUAUUACAUGCAGUGACCAGUAGCCGUGUGUGGUUAUUAGCCAGAACAAAGUCUUUUUUUCAUGCGAAAAUAAAAACAACUAUUUUAAACAACUGAGAGCAGUAGAAAGAUUGAAUACUGUUAGAAACAGUAAAAAGCAGUUUCAGAGAUUGUCGCAUAACUCCUAUUUUAAUGCUAAUGUAAGAAUGGCGUCAGCCCAGACAUUUGAAUCACUCCGUUUGCCUGACACUCUUUCAUAUAUCCAUAAUACCUAACAUAUGGUAUAUGGAGUUACAACGGGAUAUAUAUGGAUGUAGAUGCCAAGCAUACGGAGUAGUUCAAAUGUACCGACCUGUCUGACCCAAGCGACGCCAUAAAGUGGGCGUAAUUUCAGAAUGGGAGAGCAAUUGGUAUAAAAGAGAAAGUGCUUCGCUAAAUAGGAAUUACGCACAGCCACUGCAAGCAAUCGAAUGGCUUCGAUUUCGCGAGCAUCUGCAAUCGGUCACGUGAUAGGGUCCUAUUCUGAAAUUACGUUCACUCUACCUACUAAUGAGAUGUCUUAAAAAUGGAACGAACAAUUUAAGAAUACCAUAUAAUUGAGAACGUAUCGACAAGGUCUUAUUUAGGAAGGUGAAUAUACGUUUUAAAAACAUUAACAGACAUAUUCUUCAACACCUAAAACUAAUCAAUUUGUUCAAUUUCAAUUAGUAUUUUUUUUAUUAUUAAUUCGUUUUAAAGCGGGUACCUCUAUAAGCAGAAAUAUAACAUAUAGUUUAUCGCUAAUAUUUCGAUAUCAUAAUAAAAACUGAAAACCGCAAAACGACUAGUUGAAAUUUUGCGUUUGAUGUUAAGGGGCUUCGAAUAACUAUAGCACCAUUUUCAAAAACUAUGAUAGUUUCGUUUUUUAAAUUUACAAAUGGAGCACUACCAUUAAGCUCAAACCAAAGAAUCUAAUGAAAAAUAAAAUUCUUAGUUUAUUGUAUCUAGAAACAAUAAUAGAAGGGAAUUUUAAUUAAAACUGAAAAAAAAUUAUAGUUGUUUUAGGAACCUACAUUUAGAUUUUCGAAAAUUAAUCAGAAGACAAAUUAAUACACCAAUGUUGAGGCAAAAAAAUUUAUACAGUAUUUCGAAAGUCGCUUACAUACCGUUACUAGGACCCAUGCGGUAGGUUAGGUAAACAAAUUAUCCUGUCAAUAAAUUAUUGCUACUUACCACUAUAGGUCAGUCCAUUAUUGACAGAGUCAACAUACCCAGGUACGUCUUAUCUCAAAUUGUCGUGUGUACAUACAAAUAUGUUGAUGUUAUUUACUUAUACAUAUAGGUAUAUAAAUUAUUAUAUAUGGCGAUCGAAAUUACCCAAAUAUUUUUUUAUACAUCGUAGUAAUAGCUUAUAUGUAAUGUAUACUUCCAGAUAAAUAUAUUCCAUUUUGUGGGGCACCCGUUGGGUCACCGUUAAUUUAUUAUGUAUAUUUGUGCCUAACACUAGCUUUAUGGUUAAGAGACGACAAAAUUAUCGAAUAUUUUAGUUUUGUAAUAAUUGAUUUUAAUGCGAGCCACCAAUAUAUAUAUUGUUGAGAUGUUAUAUUUGUAUAUGAUGUACUGAUUUUAAUGUGACACCAAACCAAUAAAUG
Cylas formicarius (sweet potato weevil) is the source of this 5958-nucleotide messenger RNA. RefSeq names its product inactive dipeptidyl peptidase 10. Gene Ontology annotation, biological process: proteolysis. The record is from RefSeq and is a predicted model, not a curated record. Bases 287 to 2881 code for a protein of 864 amino acids. Gene Ontology annotation, molecular function: dipeptidyl-peptidase activity; serine-type peptidase activity. The transcript has 12 exons. Lineage: Eukaryota; Metazoa; Arthropoda; Insecta; Coleoptera; Brentidae.